This is a messenger RNA of Oryza brachyantha (malo sina), 941 nucleotides long. RefSeq lists its product as uncharacterized. The transcript has 2 exons. The record is from RefSeq and is a predicted model, not a curated record. Bases 166 to 708 code for a protein of 180 amino acids. Lineage: Eukaryota; Viridiplantae; Streptophyta; Magnoliopsida; Poales; Poaceae.
GGGGACGGCUGGCAGUAGUUUCCGUUUCAGUUCGCCUCUUUCUAGAAAGAAACCCAUACAAGAACCCUCGAUAAGAAGACGCACUCUCGCCGCGCACCUGGAAUCAUCCGGAGGCGCCGCCGCCCGCCGCUGUGCACCUCUCGCCGGCCGAUCGACGCGACGCGGAUGGACCCGUACGACGUCGAGAUGGAGGGCGCGGAGGCGGAGGGGGAGCCUGCGCCGCAGCAGCCUCCGCCGGCCGCGGCCGCGGCCGCGGCGGUGGUCGGAGGGGAGGGGUGGAGCAUGCUGUCCCGCGCCCGCGCGCUGCUCGAGGAGGGCAAGCCGUCGCUCGCGCUGCAGGCGAUUCUCUUGGCCAUAAGAUCUCAAGGUGGUGAACAAGCGCUCAUGCAGACGCUGAACCGGGCACGGGAACUCUACAGACAAAGAUCACAGCCCAGCCCUAGUGUUGAUGAUCUUGCUUCUUUGCUUGCACAGUGUGCUAUAGCAGAGGCGCAGUCAUCAGGCAAUAACCCUCAACAAGUACCUGGAUCUGACCCUGUCAUGAUGUUGGAUUCUGAUGAAGUCUGCAUACUUGCCGAGAGUGGAAGGAAACAGAUAAUCUUAGAUGCCUUUGCCGAUGGCAGCAGCUUCAUUUGCUUGAAAUGUGGUGGGCUGUUUAGCACCUCGCGCAAAGAUGAGCACCUGGCCUACUGGUGUGGGAUCGCAUGAUCCUGGUGGCGCCCUUAUUGCUGUAUACCUGUGGCCGCCCCAGGCAAUGGUCGUGGUACCCAUGAGAUUUUGAUGCUUGAGAUACACCUUCUGUUCAUCGAGGCAAGUGCGUUGCCAAUGUUGGACAUUGUGUCGAUAAAACUUGCCUUAUCCAUUACCUGUAAUCCGUUCAUGCUGUACUUUAUACUGGUGGAAUGGAAAAAAUCUCUAUAUGUUUGGCAUUGUUAUCUGCC